Pomacea canaliculata is the source of this 3402-nucleotide messenger RNA. RefSeq names its product very-long-chain (3R)-3-hydroxyacyl-CoA dehydratase 2-like. The record is from RefSeq and is a predicted model, not a curated record. Bases 92 to 799 code for a protein of 235 amino acids. Gene Ontology annotation, biological process: fatty acid elongation; sphingolipid biosynthetic process; very long-chain fatty acid biosynthetic process. Gene Ontology annotation, cellular component: endoplasmic reticulum membrane. Lineage: Eukaryota; Metazoa; Mollusca; Gastropoda; Architaenioglossa; Ampullariidae. The transcript has 7 exons. Gene Ontology annotation, molecular function: 3-hydroxyacyl-CoA dehydratase activity.
GAUUAUUCUUAUUUGGUCUAAAGUCCAGAAGUGAAUGACUGAUCUCUGCUAGUCGACCUGCAGCAGUCGCGGUAACACUGUUAGUACGAAGAUGCCGGCCUCCAUAGAUCACAGAAAGCAGGCAAAGAGCCUGGGAGACAGUGCUGUCGUAAAGGGCUAUCUUAUUGCAUACAACGUUAGUCAGAUGCUUGGAUGGAUUAUUCUGAUGUUCAUGAUUGUUUGUCAUAUCUACCGUGAGGGUAACGUGACACUGCUUUAUAAAGAAGUGGAACAAGUUUUGCUGAUUUUUCAAACCGCUGCAGUGCUUGAGAUUGUUCACAGUUCUCUGGGGCUGGUCAAGUCCAACCCAAUCCUGACAACCUUCCAGGUGUUUUCACGAGUGUUUCUACUGUGGGGAGUAGUGUGGAGUGUGCCACAGGUGCAAACAGAAGUGUAUGUAUUCUACUUCCUGAUUGCAUGGACUAUCACAGAGAUCAUACGCUACUCUUUCUACUUUUUUAGUCUACUGGGUGGUGUCCCUUACACUCUUAAAUGGUGCAGAUACACAUUGUUCAUUGCUUUGUAUCCUGUUGGGGUUAUGGGGGAGGUAAUGACGAUCUACUCGGCUUUGCCUUAUGUAAAAGCAUCUGGUCUGUAUUCUCUGUUUCUUCCAAACCCAGCAAAUAUGUCCUUCAACUACUUUUACUACCUUUGGUUCAUCUUGUUCUCAUAUAUACCAGUUUUUCCCCAGUUGUAUGGACACAUGUUGAGCCAGCGUCGAAAAGUCAUCUGUGGUGGUCAGCAUGCUAAACAGGAGUAACAGGCUCAUCAUCUUAUUCACAAUCAUGUACGGACAAACCACUGUGUCCCAGGAGGGAGGAAAAAGAGCAGUCCCUCUGCUUCCAGUGGUGUUUGAAGCCAAGGAACAACAUGAAAAAAAUGACCCAUUUACUGCCAUUUUUGGAAUGACUGCCCAAAAACCUGUGUUGGAAUAGGCUGCACAUCUGCAGCAUAACCUGUGCUGGGCUGAUAUUAUCCAAAAAAAUGUAGCUGAUCAAGUUCAUCAGAUGCCAGAUAGUAAGCAACACACUGCCAGAUGGUAUUCAAUGCUUGCAGGUAUCAGUUAUACAGUAUAUUUAAAUUAAGUGGCAUACGGACCAGACUAAUGUCAAAUGGAGAUGAUAUAAUAAAAGUUGUUUUAAAAAAUCCAUAACUUGUUAGCAAGUUAAUAUUUGAAUAUAUACUGUGAGUGAAAUUGAUGUUCAGAAUUAUUCUUUUUUUAUGUUGAACUUAAAUCAUACCUAAACACUUGCUGUAAAACAAACAAAAAAAUUGUCAUCAAAACAUUGUUAGCAAGCUACAUUUAUCCUUAGUUUUCAAAUGCCAAAACUUGUUUGUCAUGAAUUUUCUGAUUAAGCAUAUAAAAUGUUGAGCCUAAUGUAGACAGACAAGGGGCUGCCCAAACCCGGGUCUGCUGGCGAGGUGUUGUUGCAGCCCUAUGCUCCUCAAAGGGGCAACAAGGAAUAAACUAAUGUAGACAGACAAUGGGGCAUCAGGUAUCAGUGAAGCAUGAUACUUCAUUGGCAUCAACAUUACCUUUCACUAUCAGACAUCUUCAUUCUAUAACUAAAAUUGUUUUAGUUCACAUUCUUAAAAGUUCAGCACAUUUGAAGUCUUGAUGAGAAUGAAUAGCAUGUGACUUGGGUAUGAUUGUGUGUUGAAAUACUGAAAAGUUCCGUUUCCCAGCAAGAUUGCUACCUAGCAUUUCAAAUGUUUAAGUCCAUCAGGCAGUAGUAUUUUUAUGUGUGUUAUUUUUCUGUCGUUUUUUGAAGAAGGCAUAGUUAUUAUUGUCUGACAAAUGUUUGCUUUAGUGUAUAUUUGUUGAUGAGCCAGCAAAUGAAGAAAGGCAUAAAAAAUUAUUUUUAAACACAAAAAGAACUUGACACACAAUUCCUUAAAAAUUCAUCUUCCUGUUCUAACACAUGAUGUAUCGAUUCUUUAUUAAUCAAAAUAAUGAGGAAGAGAUGUUUAAGAGGCAGGUAAAAUAUGUCCUGCAUCAACCCAAAACAAUUUUUUUUAAAGUAGUUUUUCUUUUAAUGGGCUACAAUUACAGAUAAAGACAUUCAAUUUAUAUUAACCGUCAGACCACAGAAAUAAAACAACUUUAACCAGUACUAUGUUAGGCCAAUCAAACAAAACUUUAUCGAAUAAUAAAGGAAUAGGUGCCUUUAACUACCCCUUUAUUUUUAACUCUUUGGUCAACUUUAAAUAAAUGUAAAUUUUAAAAAAGUGUGAACUUUCAAUAAAACAGACAAAUUUUUUUGAGAUUUACUCAAAAGUAACAUGCUACCGCAUAACAGAAAAAACAUCAUGCCAGUAUGUCUAUAAUACAAGAUCAACAAGUGAACAAUGGUAGCUGAUGACAUUAUAUGCUUCUUUGUUGCCCAUCUUAACUGCUUAAAGUGCAAGAUUUUAUUGCACUCUUGAUAUCUCCUUAUAUUCUUGAUUUUUAUGUUAAUUUGAUUGGCUCUAUGGUGGGCCUAUUCUCAUGUAAGUGCAUCACUUAUAUUUUUAUUAUUAAAUACUUGUACCUGGGUUCAUGUUCCUGGUUGUGUCACUUAGGGUACAUUUUGAAAGCACAUUGCUUGUCCUCUCUGAACAAAAUAUUCAGGACUGUAAACUUCAUGAAUCUGCAGAAGUGUGCAACAUUUGUACUUGCGGACUAUAAGGAUCAUAUAUAACUAUGAUACAUUUCUGCGCAUAUCUUUCACACACCUAAUUUUUAAAAAAGGUCGUUUCCCACUCUAAACUUUCAAUUUCAGCACCUGAUCAGAGAAGAGUCCAUACUUUUUGAAGCACAACACUUCAUAAUAAAUGAACAUCCUUCAGUUAAUCCUCUUGCCUUUAAAAGACAAAAACAAAAUGUUCUAAUUUUGGAAAAAAUUUUGCAUGCAAUUCUGGUUCCCAUAGUGUUCACAAACACUACAUGCAUUCAUGAAAAUGGCUGCUAUAUACAAAUAUAUUGUUUCUGCCCACAUAAAAACUAUUUACCUAUGAUAUGUCAUAAAUACCCCCUUUACAUCAAUACCUUGAAGUCUCAAUAUAUAGUCUUACUCAGCAUAACUCUUCGUUUUCUAUCUUUACCACUUCUAUUCGAAUAAUGGCAUUUCUAACAAGCUGGCACUCAAUGUUGUUUACCAUCUACAUGUUCAAGUUAGUAUUGCCAUGUAUAAUGGUUGCAUCUAGAGAGUGUUUAGGACCUUGACAAAAGGAAGGUUAAACCAUUGUGAAUUAUUAAACUUUAGAAUCUAUGGAUAAUUGCUGAUAUAUAAAUAUGAAUAUGCAAAAUGUCAUUCAUACAAGAUGAGAAUGGAAAGUACAGGAGCACCAGAGUUCUACCCAAUCCAACCCCCACCUCCAAAA